ACAAAUUAAUGAUAAGAUUUAAUAGUGUUACACAAUUAGAUAAAAUUUCUAAUUUUGUAAAAUAGAAAAUCACAAAUUAAAGUAAGAUGAAAUUCACAAUUACACGUUGAUACUCUUUAUAAAUCUAAGACAUUGAUGAACAGUGAUAUGUAAAUCACUAGUUGAUCCUAUACUUUUCAUAGAUGUUGCAUUAUUGCAGAAGUGAGAGCAGCAGCAACAUGGAUGAGAGGCUUAUUGGGUCAGAAGAACCAAAGGAAAACAGUAAUAAUCUGAUGAAGAGAGUUUUAGAGGAAUCAGGAAAACUAUGGAAGGUUGGGUUUCCUUCAAUGUUAGCGAGGGUUACAGCUUUUGGCAUGUUUGUAGUGACCCAAGCUUUCAUUGGACACAUUGGUGAACGACAGCUUGCAGCAUAUGCUCUUAUACAAGUCAUCACAGUUAGAUUUGCAAAUGGAAUAUUGUUGGGGAUGUCCAGUGCAACUGAGACACUAUGUGGGCAAGCAUUUGGAGCAAAACAUUACCACAUGUUGGGUAUUUACUUGCAAAGAUCAUGGAUCAUUAAUCUUGUUACAUCAGCUGUGUUGCUACCAGUAUUCAUCUUCGCAUCACCAAUCUUCAAAUUACUUGGAGAAGAUGAGGAAAUAGCCACUGCUGCUGGAUAUAUAUCUCUUUGGUUCAUCCCCAUUCUCUACUUUUUUGUUUUCAACUUCACCAUCCAAAAAUACUUGCAAUGCCAGCUUAAAAAUAUGAUUGUUGGGUGGAUUUCUGCUGCCUCUUUCAUUCUUCAUGUGUUGUUGUCAUGGAUCCUUGUGUGCAAAUUGAAUUGGGGGAUCCCUGGUGCUAUGAGCUCAAUGAUAAUAUCAAGUUGGUUGGUGUUCAUUGGGGAGUUUAUUUAUGUAUUUGGUGGAUGGUGUCCCGAAACAUGGAAAGGCUUCACUUUUGCUUGUUUUCUUGAUCUAUUUCCAGUACUUAAGCUCUCAAUAUCCUCAGGAGUGAUGCUUUGCUUAGAGAUAUGGUACUAUGCGAUCCUAGUCCUGUUGGGAGGGUAUAUGAAAAAUGCCGCAGUUGCUAUCGAUGCCCUCUCCAUUUGCCUGAAUAACAUAGCUUGGGAACUCAUGGUGUUCCUCGGCUUCCUCACAGCAGCUAGUGUGCGAGUUUCAAAUGAACUAGGGAGAAGAAACGCCACAGCAGCAAAAUUUUCGAUGAAAGUUCUAUUAUGUACAUCGCUGAGUAUAGGAGUGUUACUCUGGGCACUGUGCUUAAUAUUUGGGCAUCGAAUAGGUUACUUGUUUACAAGUGAUGAAGACGUAGCAAACUCCGUGGCAGACCUCUCUUUGUUGCUUUCUUUCUCAGUUUUGCUCAACAGUGUUCAGCCAAUCCUCUCAGGCAAGUAUAUAUUUAUUGCCUUAAUAUGUAUGGGAAGGGAAAAGAAUUACAUGGUUAAAAUCUGCAAUGCAGGGAUAGCAAUUGGUGCUGGUAGACAAAAAAUGGUUGCAUAUGUUAACAUCUGUUCCUAUUAUGUGGUUGGUGUGCCUAUAGGAAUUCUUCUUGGAUAUGUAGCCAAAAUGGAAGUCAAGGGAAUAUGGAUUGGGAUGAUAAUUGGGGUUGCAACGCAAACAUGUGUUCUAGCCUACAUUACCUCAAGGACUGAUUGGGAAGAAGAGGUUAAUAAAGCAUCUGAGAGGCUAAACAAGUGGCUAUUGGAGCCUUCAGAGACAUCUUAUGGAAAGCUUAGUGGUGAAACAGUGAAUGAAUGACAACAACUAUUUCACUGAAAACGUAUGUAUAUUUUUACACGUAAUCAAAGUUUGUUUUUUUUAAUUAAGUGAAAUUCAUGGAAGAAAA
Gossypium arboreum is the source of this 1842-nucleotide messenger RNA. Its product is annotated as protein DETOXIFICATION 20-like. NCBI's taxonomy places the organism in Eukaryota, Viridiplantae, Streptophyta, Magnoliopsida, Malvales, Malvaceae. Gene Ontology annotation, cellular component: membrane. Gene Ontology annotation, biological process: xenobiotic detoxification by transmembrane export across the plasma membrane. Bases 183 to 1754 code for a protein of 523 amino acids. The transcript has 7 exons. Gene Ontology annotation, molecular function: antiporter activity; xenobiotic transmembrane transporter activity. The record is from RefSeq and is a predicted model, not a curated record.